Molecule: messenger RNA, 1662 nt
Organism: Sceloporus undulatus (fence lizard)
Lineage: Eukaryota; Metazoa; Chordata; Lepidosauria; Squamata; Phrynosomatidae
Gene: UBE2E3
Product: ubiquitin conjugating enzyme E2 E3
Exons: 6
Coding region: 348-1043 (231 amino acids)
Biological process (GO): protein polyubiquitination
Cellular component (GO): nucleus
Molecular function (GO): ubiquitin conjugating enzyme activity
Source: RefSeq, a predicted model, not a curated record
GACUCCUCUGUGGAGGAAAAAGAGAGGGCAGAGCUGCAAUUUCUGCCCUGCUGCAAUUUCUGGAGAGGAGCCUUCCUUUCCUUUCCUUUCUUCCCCUUUGCUCUCUUUUCCUUUCCUUCCCCCUCCCCCUUCUCCUCCUCCUCCUCCUUCUUCUUCUUUUUUCUUCUUCUUCCUCCUCCUCCUCUCUUUGGAAAAAUUAUAUAAUAGCAAUAUUUAAGCACCCUCUUUUCCUUCUCAACCCUCCUUUCCAUCCCCCCCUUUUUUUUCUUUCUUUUUGCAUCUGAUCCUUCCUGGAUGAAUUUUUCUUUUUUUCUUUUUUAAAUAGAAGUGGGCAGGAAAAAAAAAAUAUGUCGGUCUGUUUUGUAGGAACUGAUCAACAAGACUCGGUGGCGUUGCAAGCUUUGCAGAAGUUUCCCAAGAUGUCCAGUGACAGACAAAGGUCAGAUGACGAAAGUCCAAGUACCAGCAGUGGUAGUUCAGAUGCAGACCAGCGGGACCCACCAGCGCCUGAGCCUGAGGAGCAAGAAGAAAGGAAACCUUCAGCCACCCAGCAGAAGAAGAAUACCAAACUCUCCAGCAAAACUACUGCUAAGCUAUCCACCAGUGCUAAAAGGAUUCAGAAGGAGCUAGCUGAAAUCACCCUGGAUCCACCACCUAACUGCAGUGCUGGGCCUAAAGGUGAUAACAUUUAUGAAUGGAGAUCUACUAUCCUUGGUCCUCCAGGUUCUGUAUAUGAAGGUGGCGUUUUUUUCCUGGAUAUCACAUUUUCAUCGGAUUAUCCAUUUAAACCACCAAAGGUUACUUUCCGCACUAGGAUCUAUCACUGCAACAUCAACAGUCAGGGAGUCAUCUGUCUGGAUAUUCUGAAAGACAACUGGAGCCCGGCUUUGACUAUUUCAAAGGUUUUGCUGUCUAUUUGUUCCCUCUUGACAGACUGCAAUCCUGCUGAUCCUCUGGUGGGAAGCAUAGCCACUCAGUACCUGACCAACAGAGCAGAACAUGACAGGAUAGCCAGACAGUGGACCAAGAGAUACGCAACAUAAGUGACGCCGAUGAGCUUGUGCAAUGCGAAGAUGCUGGGAUGCAGCUUUGCAGUGUGCAACUGAUCUUUAUAGCCUUUACAAUACGGACUUCUGUGUAUAUGUUAUACUGAUUCUACUCUCUGCUUUUAUCCUUUUGAAGACUGGGAUACUGCUUUCCUUCCCUUCUCCCCUCUUCCCCCUCGACAUCUCCCCAUCCACCCCAAAAGGUAAAAUGCUAUCAAGAGUAGAACUUUGUAGCUGUAGAUUAGUUAUGUUUAAAAUGCCUACUUGCAAGUCUUGCUUCUUUGGGAUAUCAAAAUGUAUUUUGUGAUGUAACUAAGGAUACCGCUCCUGAAGUCAACCAAAUAUUAUAGUGCAUUUUAGCCUAAUUCAUUAUCUGUAUGAAGUUAUUAAAGGUAGCUGUAGAUGACUAGGAAUUAUGUCAUUUGUAUUAAGCCCAGAUCUAUUUCCGAUAUGUGGUACAUGCUGUUGUGAAAACUGUUUUAAACUUUUACCUUUGUCAGUUUGUAAUGAAAGGGAUUCCUUUUCUCUUCUGCUCCUCCCAUUGCCACCCACCUUGUAACUCCGAGAGCAUCCAGUGUAUCAUCUCAAACACAAUAAAUAUGUUCCUCAAGGAAGA